Messenger RNA from Sphaerulina musiva SO2202, 459 nucleotides. RefSeq names its product prefoldin subunit 6. Gene Ontology annotation, biological process: protein folding; chaperone-mediated protein complex assembly. Gene Ontology annotation, molecular function: protein-folding chaperone binding. Bases 22 to 459 code for a protein of 145 amino acids. NCBI's taxonomy places the organism in Eukaryota, Fungi, Ascomycota, Dothideomycetes, Mycosphaerellales, Mycosphaerellaceae. Gene Ontology annotation, cellular component: cytoplasm; prefoldin complex. The transcript is spliced from 2 exons. The record is from RefSeq and is a predicted model, not a curated record.
AGACCAAGCCCAGGAAUCAUCAUGGCAGACCGCGCCAAGCUCCAGGCGCUCUCCGACGACUACCAAACCCUACAGACACAGCUCAGCGAACUCAUAUCUGCCCGUCAAAAACUGGAAGCGCAACAACAAGAAAAUAAAGGCGUACAAUCUGAAUUCAAGGGCUUGAAAGACGAUGCUACCAUUUACAAGCUCGUCGGCCCCGUACUGUUGAAGCAAGAUACGACCGAGGCGAAAAGCACAGUGGACGGCAGAUUGGACUUCAUCGAGAAGGAAAUCAAACGAUUUGAAGACAACAUCAAGACCAUGCAGGAUAAGAGUGAGGGGAAGAAGAUGGAGGCAAGUAGACUGCAAACGAGUGAUGAUCAACUGUGCGCUGACGAUGGGUGUACCAGAUUAUGCAAAUCCAAUCUCAAAUGCAACAAGCUCCUGCCUCUGCUUGAAAGACAUCUGCAGCUCUGA